CCCUGCCCUGCCCUGCCCAGGGAGCGCGCCCACUCGCCGUGGCCUGUCACCCCAAGUCCACUCGUGUCAGGCACGUGGCGUGUGCGCGACAUUCGUGACAUGCAGUCAUAAGGUGCUCAAGAGGGUUUGAUUAGAAGCAGGAGCUUGAAGAGCGGCUCAAGUUGCCUCCCUGUGACUUUGCCUGCGGCUGCUCUUCCAUCGCCUUCGGCUGGUACUUGAUGAUUUCCCAAGAUGUUUGCAAAAGCAACAAAGAAUUUUGUGCGAGAGACUGACUGCGGGGGUGAUUUGAUCCCUGUAUCCCGUUUGAAUGAUUCAGACAAAUUGCAGCUUCUGAGCCUAGUAACAAAGAGGAAGAAAUUCUGGUGCUGGCAGAAACCAAACUAUCAUUUCUUGACGGUCACAUUGAGUGAUGUACUUGCAGAAGACAAACCUAUAAAACCAGUAAUUGUGGAGUCUGACUUUGUGAAAUAUGAGGGGAAGUUUGAAGAUUGUGUCAGAGGAAAUCUUGAAGCCUCAUUUGGAAAGAUCAAUUUGGGUGCUGGCGGAAAAGGCUUAGUAGAAAGUCAAUCUUCAUUUGGAAAUCUGAGAAAGCAAGAGGUUGACUUGCAGCAGCUUAUGAACGAUGUCAAGGGAAGAACAAUGAACCUAAACAAUACUUUACUGAAACAAGUGCUGGAAAGAAAACAUGAGGUACUAUGUAUCCUGACAGAGAAGAUAGUAACAACUAAAAAGUGCUUGAUAACUGAACAUAUUCAGACAGAAGAGAAAAUUGGUGGCAUAGCAGGAUUCAGCACAAAAGUUGUGAAGGUUUCAGUGAGUGAAAACGGAAACAUGAUGAAGGAUUCUAAUGUGGUCUUAGAGAUUCCUGCCCCUACCGCUAUUGCAUAUGGUAUCAUUGAACUGUACAUAAAGCAUGAUGGCCAGUUUGAAUUCUGCCUGCUAAAUGGACAACAAGGAGGUUUUGAAAGAGAAAACAUAGCAGGCUCUUCUUACCCCCAUUCAGUACUAUUCAGAGACACCUCCUUUUUCUAUCAGCCAGAUGCUGUUGAUAGUGCAAGACAUUCUGGGGAUGAAAAUACUAUUCCAAGUGACGCUUCCUUAAGUGUACUGAAACAAGGCAUAUCGGUGUUAAAAACCCAAUUCCAGCCUUUUGUGAAGUUAUCAGAUGACAAGCAAGGGGCUUUAUAUAAAACCCUCUAUGAAAUCUUAUAUCAUGAUGAACUGGUGACUGUACUGGAGGAUAUGGUAAAUAAUAUUCGUAUGGGAGACAAACCAAAGUUGAUGGAACUGAAGGAGCUAAAACCUGCACAGCAGCAAGAUGUAGCAGACUUUCUGCAGCUGGUAGGGUAUAGUUUACAGAAUGGGCUGUUGUUACAGGAAGAGCAAAGACUCUUCUCAGCUGCUCACCUCUUGAUCAGUGCUGUAGCAGAGCUGCCUGAUGACACCCUUGCCCUCCUGGGUGCUUGCUGUGAUCUGCAGGUGGUCCCUGCCUUGUGUUGUUUGCCUAAUGUCGUUUCAGCUGAUGGCACUUUGCCACUGAGUGAUCCUACUAUGGCCACUUUCAGUGACACAGGAAGAUUUCACAUAGUGCGAAGGCUGUUCGCCUCAUCAAACAUUAACCUCAAAAUGACAGAGUCUACAGUGAAAGCUGUAACUAUGAAAGAACCUAGAUUUUUUCCAUUCAUUCUUUAUAUUGCAUUGUAUGGGUUUUAUGCUUUAGGUGGGAACCUGUAAGGGUAUCUCUAUGUAUUGCAGUAUGUUCAAUUAUUAUUCUAGCCUGUUCUUUCCUCUUACGGUACAUCUGUGCUGCAUUCGUAUCUAUCUGCAGUCUAGUAGACAUAACCAAGAUAGCUUCAAACUGAGUAGCUCAGAUAUCAAUAGGAGUCAUGGCAUAGCAACACAGAUCCCAGCAUGGCCUUGUUAAACCUGCCCAUUUACCUGGACACACCUAGAUAGCCUGUGCUCGCAUCCAUGCUGCUGCAGGUACGCAGCUACCAGGUAGCUUCUUUAAAACUACCUCUGGUGCAUCUACUUUCUACUACAAUCAUAGCAGUGACACUAGUAUACACAGACUUUAAGGACUAAAGAGGCUAGAAUAAUCGCUGAACAGACUGCAUGAAUAAAUAGCACAUUUGAAAUGCAAUUGAGUCCUGCUAAUUUGUACUAAUUGUGACUGGGAGACUAAAUUACUAAAUUUGAUAACUGAGUUGAUGGAUAAGCAUGGAAAAUCCAAGGGCAUUGCAUCCCAACAUGUGUGUUGUUUAGAUUUAGUGCCUACACUCCUAGCCACCAUGGAUGUUACCAGCCUAUAUACCAACAUCCCACACCAGGAUGGCAUCCAAGCCUGCCUUACAUAUCUACAGGAACAAGAUUACAACCCAGAAUACAGACCCAAAGA
Messenger RNA from Alligator sinensis (Chinese alligator), 2398 nucleotides. It is a transcript of the gene GSDME, whose product is annotated as gasdermin E. The record is from RefSeq and is a predicted model, not a curated record. Gene Ontology annotation, biological process: programmed cell death. Gene Ontology annotation, cellular component: cytoplasm. Bases 232 to 1734 code for a protein of 500 amino acids. NCBI's taxonomy places the organism in Eukaryota, Metazoa, Chordata, Crocodylia, Alligatoridae. The transcript has 11 exons.